Neofelis nebulosa (Clouded leopard) is the source of this 3448-nucleotide messenger RNA. RefSeq names its product TRPC5 opposite strand (gene TRPC5OS). The coding region runs from base 437 to 772 and encodes 111 amino acids. Lineage: Eukaryota; Metazoa; Chordata; Mammalia; Carnivora; Felidae. The record is from RefSeq and is a predicted model, not a curated record. The transcript is spliced from 4 exons.
UUUGGGAGAUAAAUGAAAUGCUUCAAUGUUUCAAUGUCCUCCUAAACAACAGAAGGACUAUAGAAGAGAACUUGGGAAGAGAAAGGCAGAGAUUUAGCCAGGGGACCUUCUACUGGGUGGCCACCAUCUCUUAAUUACCCAGACGAAAGAGGAAGUUACUUGCAAUGUGAUAGAAGCUCCUACAGUUGACAGAUCAGGAAAGUGAGUUAUCUAUUGUGAGCUGAAGUGGCCUGCCCAAGUUCGGACAGGACCAUUCGCAUCCCACGUGAACGUCCAGAGAACAUUCCAUAGAACCUUGACUUUCUCAUCCAUCUCGGCUCUAUCACAGAUCUGCUUUGUUUUCCAACCAUAGUACCAUUGCCAGUCCCACAGGAUCCAUUGUCACCAAGAGCUACAGCUUUUAAUAAUAUUUAUCUACUGAGGAGGUCAUUGAGGUAUGGAGUCCGUAUCAAUCCCUGUGCUGAUUGAUGGGCUUGUUGAUUGUAUUGCCCAGCUAAUAAGGAUCGCUGAAGAGCUUUUACAGCUGAUUGCACGAGAGCAAAUGCCUUGUGCAGAGCAAAAUGGUGCAGCACAAGUGAUGGGAGAAGCUGCGUCUUCUCCUCAAGAAGAAGAUACGCUGCCAGAGCUCGCUGAGCUCUCAGAUUUAGAAUCAAUACUUACACCAAGAGAUGACGAAGACCUAAUCCUUGACAUAGAUCAAGCAAUGUUAGACAUAGAAGACUUAUAUGAAGAUGUUCUCUCUGGCCUAAACGAUGACUUAAGAAGUGGAUAAGACCACAUGCCCCCACCGGCACGUGAGAACAGAUAGUUUUUCUGUUUUAAAGAUAUUCUGAUUUUUCUGAGUGUUAGCAAUGAGUUUUCUCCUAGUUCCGUACAUUUUCAUUAUUAAUACCUUAUAGAACAAGUAAUAUUAGAUUUACUGCCAGUAGAAGCUGGUCUCUUUUCCUCUUUAUAUUCCUUUUAAAAGCUCUGACUUGAGCCUUAUGAUUCCUUCCCUGCUUGCACUUGUUCACCUGUUAGAAUUCCUAAGAACAGAAGCAAACAAUAGCAUAACAAGAAAUUUCUCACUUAACAAUGGAGUGAAGACCUCAUGGAUAGAUCACAUUUUGGAACCCAAUUUCACUGUGCUAUGAAUGGAAACCAAAAAAGGAAUAUCCCCCAUGAUGGUAUUAUAGUGAAUACAUCACACAGACAGAACGACAUUGGGACACUUUUACUGGAAAAGAUAUAACUACUUACUAGGCCUUGAGGAGAGGAUGUGUCAACUAAAGGGUGCAAUUUUGAAAAAGCUGAUAAACUGUAGAAAAGUUUUCGGAUAACUUUUGUCAGGGAGAAACCUUUGAAAAAGCUGAGGCCAAGAGGUUCCGAUGCACGACUGUUCCCUCAAAUGCACACUACAAUGAGUCUUCCAUAUGGUUUCCCAAAUGGAAAGGGCAAAUUAUACCAGAUAACAAAGAGAGUAGUACUAUCACUGGAAGGCCUAAACAAAGCCCUACAAGGGCUGUUCACCAAUGGAGAGUCAAAUGCUUUAUGGCAUAGGCUCAGAGAUGAUGGUCCACAAAUGGAAGGGGAUAAAAGUAUAUCUUCUUUAGUAUAGUUAGAUUUAUAAAGAAUAGUUGAUAGGCUUAUUAUAGUUAACCUGCUGCAACCUUGACACAGAAAUCUAAACUAUUACGAUAUGGGAGCAAUAAUUAACUUAAAUAAAAUAUGGACUGGUAUUUAGCCACAAUAAUUCUAGAAAUACCAGAAGGGUAAAAUGGAGUAGUUGGAGGACUGCCCCCCCAUAUCAAAACAGAAAGAGACCCAAUAAAUUUAUGGGGAAUUCAUUGGUCAUACUAAUUCCCAUGCCAUUCAGUAGUCUCAUUUCCAUUUGGAAAAACAGCUACCCUUCAUACAAGCGCAUGGACACUGUGGUCCUCCUUCCUAGGGAAUGGCCUUUGCAUCUCUUAACACGGCCAACAACUCGGCAAAGACAUAAAAGUGUCGCUAGGACAAAUUGACAUAUGCAAAUUGUGAAGAAAUGACAUAUAGAAGCUCAUCCAUGUGGAUGGAAACCAGACUAUACCAAUUCAUAUAGAGUAGUAAAGCAUAUUAUUGUCAAAAAGAUUAAAAUACAGAUGCUGCAUCUAAUCCUAAGCGAGGUCUACAUACAUAGACAAUUAGCUGCUUUUAAAGGCAAAUGGAGGGUGGAAAUUAUAGACUACACAGCCAGGUCUUGUUUGGAUGAGCAGUAGCAGGAGGGACAUAAAUCAGUUUGCCACAGAAUUUCAGGAUAAGUACAUGUAACAAAUUGAAGAAAAAGACUGCUGUAUCAAAAAAAAAAAAAAAAAAAAGCUACCAAAGACCCUUUUGAAAAUCAGAAGAACUUACGGAGCUACUCAAACAUGUUAGCAUGAGAAAGUUCCACAGAAGACUGCUAUGUUGAAAGACUGAAAGAGUAGAGGAGGAUCCAGGACAUUUGGACGGAUGAACAAAGACAAAGAGGAGAAAUCCAAGUUUUAUCAUCAAGCAACUACUGUGGAUAAUGACAAGCCAUACCAGACAACAGAUUGAGGGACUUUGCUGUUGUACUAAUUGGACAAAUUGAGCAUUACUUUCCUUGGGUAGGGGACUCUAACUAUGCAGUAUGUCCAAAAUGGAAAAUAAGAGAUGCAGUGCAAAGGGACUGUGCCAAAUUAACUAAAAUAUAGCACUGGGAAAACAAGAAGAAAUGGUUCAUCCCAUCAUUCCAUUAGGAGCACUUUUCUAAAGGAAGAUUAGUGGUAACAGUUAAACAAGGAAAUCUAUACAUGUAGCAACCAAGAAGAAUAACAGAGAAAUUGGAUAAAAGUGAAAAGAUAGAAUCUAUGCUUUAAUUAAAGGUUUAGAAACAGCCAGGGAAGCUAUAUACUCUCCCACUAGGAAUUUGGACUUUAGGAAAUUGGGCUAUAAUUUUGUGUCAAAAUAAAACGCAAAGCAGGAGUACUUCGACAAGAUCCGGAAACAUCCAAGGAAAGACCACCAUUCUGCUACAAAUUCUAUUUAGCAAGUGAUUUAACUGUAAAUGGACAGAUCCGGUGCUCCUCAAAUAUGAUGGAUGCUGAAGGGUAGCUAGUCCCCCAAGGAGAACUCUGGAAUAUAGACUUCAGAACACCACCACGACGGAUUAGUGUGAGCUUCUCAAAAACGUGAAUAUUAAUGAGAAAACACCAGCAACCAUACCAACUCAAGCAGGUUAUUCAAAUACAUCAUGAGAAAUCUGUGGGACUACUCCAGGCCUUGAAACAAGAUGAAGCUUGAACCAGCCUAUAAAACAACUAAUGGUCAACAUGGUCCUUACGUGUCAAAGCUGGAAGAUGCUACAACCUCAUAACAUGUGAAGCUGGCUCGCCUCCUGACUAGAUGUGGAAAGACUGUACUAUAAUGGCACCUUAGGAUUAGAUAAAAUAUAUCCCAUCGUUUGCUCUGA